Messenger RNA from Sphenostylis stenocarpa, 885 nucleotides. The record is from the annotation of a GenBank genome assembly. Lineage: Eukaryota; Viridiplantae; Streptophyta; Magnoliopsida; Fabales; Fabaceae.
AUGUCCACCUUUGGAGCCGCAAAUACCAAUCCCAACAAAUCCUUCGAGGUCGCCCAACCACCCUCUGAUUCAAUUUCCAGUCUUUCGUUCAGUCCCAAGGCCAACUUCCUCGUCGCUACUUCAUGGGAUAAUCAGGUUCGGUGUUGGGAGAUAACAAGGAAUGGGACUGUUGUCACGAGUACACCCAAGGCUUCCAUUUCUCAUGACCAACCGGUUUUGUGCUCUGCUUGGAAGGAUGAUGGAACGACAGUUUUUUCUGGGGGCUGCGAUAAGCAGGUCAAGAUGUGGCCACUUACGUCUGGUGGACAACCAAUGACUGUUGCGAUGCACGAUGCUCCUGUGAAAGAUCUUGCGUGGAUACCGGAGAUGAAUCUUUUAGCUACUGGAAGCUGGGACAAGACCCUGAAGUAUUGGGAUACAAGGCAGUCAAAUCCAGUGCAUACACAACAACUCCCCGAUCGCUGUUAUGCAAUAACAGUGAAACAUCCUCUGAUGGUAGUGGGAACUGCAGAUCGAAAUCUGAUUGUCUUCAACUUGCAAAAUCCUCAGACUGAAUACAAGAGAAUUGUAUCUCCCCUGAAAUAUCAGACAAGAUGUGUUGCGGCUUUUCCAGAUCAACAAGGGUUUUUGGUUGGCUCGAUAGAAGGAAGGGUUGGAGUACAUCACCUGGAUGAUGCACAACAAAGCAAGAAUUUUACUUUUAAAUGCCACAGAGAGAACAAUGAGAUAUAUUCAGUCAACUCCUUAAAUUUCCAUCCGAUACAUCACACUUUUGCCACUGCCGGAUCUGAUGGUGCUUUUAAUUUCUGGGACAAGGACAGUAAACAGAGGCUCAAGGUUCCUGCUUUCUUUAAUACACUCUUCUCACCUGUCCUUUCAUUCUGA